Molecule: messenger RNA, 7192 nt
Organism: Prorocentrum cordatum
Lineage: Eukaryota; Dinophyceae; Prorocentrales; Prorocentraceae
Source: the annotation of a GenBank genome assembly
AUGAUGACAGUGCUGUCCUGCCUGGCCAACAUCGGCGAGCAGCUGGACGGGGUGUCGCAAAGGUUCCGGGAAGACAACCCGCAGAAGGUCGUGGGCGGGGCGACCGUCGGCACCAUUGGGGACAUCGUCGCGUGGGCGAGCGAGACCCUGAGUUCCGCUUUAAGGUCGAUGCGGGUGAAGGCCGCCAAGGAGAAGAAGCCGAGCGGAUGGAGCAAGCUGCGCGCGGUCAACAAGAUGAGCAUGUCUAUGCUGAUGAGCAAGCAGGUGCGCAUCGGCGUGGACGGCUCUGCCGCGGAGCGCCCCGCGGUCGCUGGUUCACCUUCGGAGGUGCGCAUCGGCGUGGACGGCUCUGCCGCGGAGCCCGAGGGGUCAGGGAACCCGAGCCCGGCGUUGUCGAGGGCUGCCUCCGGCACGAACUUGGGCGUGGCGCGCAGCUCGAACGCCUCGGUCUCGGCCGCCGGCGACGCCGCAGCCGCCAUCACCGCCUCGCGCCAAGGCUCGCGGCAGCCCUCGCGCUCGUCGCUGGCCGUCUCGGCCGCCGGGAUGGCGGCGCUGGCGUCGGCCGGCCCUAGCGUGUCCUCGCCGCUCGAGCCCGUCGCCGCCCCCGCCGAGGCGGCCGCCCGCGCGGGCCCGGCGGCGCUGCAGGGCCGGGACAGCCUCCUCGUCGUGGCCGCCCCGGCCCCUGCGGCGCCGAUGACUCCGGAGCGCAUGACCCCAGCCAGCGGCACCCGCAGGGAGUCCUCCGAGUCCGACCAGAGCGCGGAGGCCGCCGCCGCGUUGCGCGCGAGAACGGUCCCCGCCGGGACCCCUCGGUCCAACGGGUGGGCCCACUUCGUCACGCCGAUCGGGCUGGCCGAGGGCGACGACGGAGAGGACGACUCCCUCGUCUGGAAGUCGGCCCCCGAUCUGCUGGAGGCCCCGGCCGAGGAGGACGUGCCCGUCGCAGCGCCCAGGCUGGAGUCAUCGGUGCAGACGACCAUGACGAUGCAGGACAUCGAGAACAAUAUCAAGAAUGCCGAGAAGAAGGCCGAGCCCGCGGGCAACGGCGGCAUCUCGGAGGAGGAGUUCAACAGGAGGUUGGAGGAGAUGCGGAAGAGGAUCGAGGCCGAGAUGAGGUCGGCCUCUCUGAAGAUGGAGGCCGAGCGCGACGAUGCCGCGCUAAAGGAACUGGAGAAGAAGCUGAGGGAGGCCGAAGUCGACAAGAAGAAGUUCCAGCGGAGGAUCGAGGAGCUGGAGAAGCUCCUGAACCAGACGCCGGAGGGGAGGGAGUUCCUGGCGAAGUUUGGCCAUGAGCUCAAGGUUCUGAAGCAGCGGGACGUGUACGCGAGGCUCUACACCGACGCCGUGGCCAGGAUGCAACGCAUGCAGGAUGACAGGCAGAGCACCUUCGAUACCCUCACGUCCAGCGUCUCGCAGGUGGUGACCAGCUUCAAGAACUGGGGCGGGGAGGUCCCCACGGUGCAGCACGACCUCCACGGGCGCCCCGCGCUCACGGUGGUCCAGGAGCGGCGGACCUCCAUCAUCCAGCAGGAGCGGCGGACCUCCAUCGUCCAGCUCGGCGGAUCUCCCUCGGCCAUGGUGCGGCGACCCUCGUGGACUGGGCACGGCGGCACUACCGCGGACCGUCCGACGAGCGGCGGCGGCGUCAGCGUCAGCCACAUCGCCGCCGACCUGGACCUCUCGCCGGUCGUCGGGCGCCGCGCGGCGAGCAGGGGACCCUCGUCGCGCCCCGCCAGCACCAGGACCGGCCGCUUCUUCCAGGGCGCCGGCACGGUGGAGGACAUGCCCGACCUCGCGCCCGUGGCCCUGGGCAUCGGAGGGGGAGACCCUCCCAUGGUGCGCGGGACCCGGGCGGCGCUCGCCGCAACGGGCACCACGCUGGAGCUGGGACGCGGCGGCGCGGUGGAGGCCCAGGCAGCCAUGCAACAGAUGGCUGAGACAGUGCGGCAGCUGCAGGCGCGCCAGCAGCAGCUGGAAAGUGAGUUGCAGCAGGCGCGGACGGAGGCGGCAGCAGGCCGCGGGGCGGCCGCUUCUGGGGACGCAGGAGGUCAGGCGCCGAGGGCGCAGGCCUCUGCGAGCGUGGGGGUGGACACCAGGCUGCUAGGCAAGCCCAGCGACUUCUCCGGGGAGAAGACCGCGUGGCGGGACUGGAGCGCUGUCUUCCGGGGCUACGCUGGGGCGGCAGUCCCACGGCUCGCGUCGUUGAUGAAGUCGGAUGCCGACUCGACCGAUCCAGUGCCAAACGUGACACUGACUGAUCAAACGGACGCUCAAGCCAGUGCUCAGCUCUAUUGGAUGUUGCUCAUGCUGUGCAAAGGUGCGGCGCUCAACAUCGUUCUCCUCGCGGGGGACAACGAGGGGCUAGAAGCAUGGCGGAAGCUAGUGGACGAGCACGAGCCCAAGAUGCGGACGCGAUUCGCUGGGCAAUUGAUGAACGUCCUCUCCUUCUCGCUGCAGGGUGACAUCCCUGAGCGCAUCACGGCGUGGGAACGUGAGAUCGCCGUUUAUGAGCGGGACUCGAAGAAGACCCUCGACGACGAGGUCAAAAUCGGGACGUUUUUGCUGCGUCUCCCCGAAUCGCCUCUCAAGACCCACCUCUUGAUGAGGGUGGACCAGCUGACGAGGUGGAUCGAUUUCCGGGCGGAAGUCGUAGCCAUCAGCAGGUCGAUCGCCAUUGCGCAGGCUCAGCCGGUGCCGAUGGACAUCGGCGCCGUCGCCAAGGGAGACGGUCGUGGCAGGCCUGGCGGUGGUGCCAGGGGCACGGGCCGCGGCGGCCAGCACCAGCAGCAGCACGCAUGUCCAAGGUGCGGCGCAAAAUCGCACACGAAGGCGGACUGCCCGCACAAGGACCGGGCGUGCUACAACUGCGGCCAGCCCGGGCGCCUGGCUGCCCAGUGCCCCAGGCCGAAGGUCCACUCGGUGGAAGACGGCGGAAACGCGGAAGCCGCGGAGGUAGCAGCGGCUGCGGGCUACUUCGACAUCGGCGCCGUCGGCGUUGACACCGAGGGCGGCCUGAAGAGUACAGGAGGGACGCGGGUAGCCCCGCUCCCUGGCCCAUCGGCUUCGGACGCGGGUAGCCCCGCUCUGAACGCCGUGGGAGGGCCGCGCGUCGAGCCAGGCGAGUGGCUCGACAUCGAGGUGGAUUCCGGCGCGGAGGUCAGCUGCCUCCCGGUAGGCGUCGGAGCUGGCUCGUACCCCCUCCACCCGACGAGGCUCAGCCAGAGCGGGGGGUACUACGUGGCAGCUGGGGGCGGCCGGCUGUAUGACCAGGGCGCGCGGAUCCUCGGGCUGGAGGCGGACGACGCCCACGGCCAGGCGGUCAACCUCGUCGUGCGUUUCCGCGUCAUGGACAUCGCCAAGGCGUCGUUGGCGACGGACGACCUGAGCAGGUGCCAGUGGGAGACGGUGUUCCCUGCUGACGGCGGCGGGGCCUACAUCCUCCGGAGAGCCUCCGGGACUCGCAUCAACCUCGUGCGGAAGCGACGGGCCUGGUACUUGAGGGUACGCCUGAAGCCACACGAGGACUUGCCGUUCACCUCGGCGCAGGAGCUGUCCGAGGUCGCGUCGAUGGAGGACCGAGGGAUUUACCCUCUCGACGCGGACGUUGGGACGGAGGCUGAGGAGGGAGCACCAGUCAAGAAAAUGGUGGUUCCCACUCGGCCGACGGCGGCUGAGCGUGAGGAGCACAUCGCAGGUGGCCACGCGGUCUUCCGCACCUGGUGCCGGGAGUGCUGCGUCGGGCGUGGCCGGAUGCACCACCACACCUCUGGCGGCCCAGAGGUCAGCAUCCCGGUGGGAGGUUGCGACUGCGGCUACUUGAACGACAGGGGCGACGACGCCCAGGGUCAGCCGAACGCGCCCCUACUGCGCAGCAGGUGCACAGGGGAUCGUUGGCUAGGAGCCGCAGUGGUCCCAGCGAAGGGGGCCGACGAGUACGCGGUGAAAGAGCUGAAAAGCGAUGUCGUGGGCAGCGGCUUCGACGAGGUUAUCCUCAGGAGCGACGGCGAGGCGUCCAUCGUGGCGCUGAAGACGUCGGUUGCGGCGGCGCUCAAGCUCGAGGGCGCGCGCGUGAAGCUGGAGGAGUCCGCCGGGUACGACUCGCAGGGCAACGGCCUCGCAGAGGCCGCCGUGCGCGAGGUGAAAGACGCCGUGCGGACCAAUCUGGCGUGCCUGACGGUGCGGUACGGCCAGAGCUUCGACGGACAGCACCCCAUCAUCCCUUGGUUGGUGAAGUAUUCGGUUGCGAUGAUCAAUCGCGUGCGCCGCGGGGCCGAUGGCAAGACGGCCUUCGAGCUUCGCAAGGGGCGCGGUUUCGCUAGAGUCCUUCCGGCUUUUGGAGAGAAGGUGCUCUUCAUGAUCCCAGGUGUGACCAAGGCUCCGGCCCGGGUCGAGCCUCGCUGGGAGGAUGGCGUGUUCUUGGGCCUGUCUGAUCGGAGCGACGAGCUCUACGUAGGCACAUCCAGGGGCAUGCACAAAGUGAGGGCGGCGCGAAGGCGCGAGGCGACGGAGCGUUACGACGUGGCGUUCCUGAACACCGUCACUGCUCGUCCGUGGGACGGGCCACGGAGCUUGAGGGCUCCAACGCGAGUCAUUUUACCUGACUUGCCAGCUCCGGCGGUGGAUGCCGAGGAGGCGCCUACGGCGACCCGCCGGGUUUACCUCUUGAAGGAGGACUUCGUGAAGCAUGGGGUCACGCAGGGAUGCCCUGGCUGCAGGGCGAUCGCCGAGAAUAAGCGGGCGCAGAUGCAUUCCGAGGAGUGCAGGAUGCGCCUGGAGACCGAAUUGGCCAAGACAGAAGCGGGCCGGCAGCGGCUCAUGAAGGCCUUUUGCGGCUACGGCGGCUACAGCGGCUCCGGCGGCGGCUUCAUCCUCAGGCGCGGGAGGCACGGGAACGACUACAGCGGCUACGGCGGCUACAGCGGCUCCGGCGGCGGCCUCGGGCGCGGGGGGCACGAGAGCGACUGCAGCGGCUGCGGCGGCUACAGCGGCUCCGCGGCGCCGCCUGCCCAGGACCCAACCCUGGCGGACCGCGACGGUUCUGAGAUGGACACGAGUCCGCCGAGUAGGAAGAGGCAGAUCGAGAUCCAGGCGCGCGGAGCGGAGGGCGACAUGGACACUGCGAUGGUGGCCGCAAGCGGUCUGCAUGCGGACGCCGUGGCGCUCGUGGAGGCGUAUUCUCUGGCGCGCCCGCAGCGCAAGGCCGGCGCUUUCGGCUUGCACGCUGGCGUGGCCAUGGAUUUGCGUUUGGGCUGGGACCUGGGGCGCGACGACGAGCAGCAGGAGGCGCAGGGGCGGCUGGACUUGGAGAAGCCGUACUUGCUUGUCCUCGGUCCAAUGUGGUUGGACCCAUCUCAGCUUCACGAGCUAUCGGCGCACCUUCGGAGGUUGCAGGAGUUGUUGGAGACGGGCCGCAAGCACCUCGAGUUCGCGUGCGCGUUGGCGCGGCAGCAGGUUGCCAGGGGCGGCCGGGUGCUCUUCGAACUCCCCUGGGAGGCAGCCUCGUGGAGCGAGGAGUGCAUCGUCGAGAUGUUGGCGACGAGCGGUGUGCAGCGCGUGCGAUGCGACCAGUGCCUCUUCGGCCAGGUUUCGGUGGAUGGAUCUGGCCAGGUGGGGCCAGCUCGUAGGGCGACCGGGUUCAUCACGAACGACCCGUUCAUCGCUCGAGCCGUGGCGCGACGGUGCCAUGGAGGGCGCGAGCACGUGCAGUCGCUCGGAGCCCGGGCGAAGACGUGCGAGAAGUAUCCGCCCCUCUUGGUGGCGGAGAUCCUUCGAGCUUUGAGGAGCUCGAUGCGCGCUGCUGGAGGCGGCGCGGCGGAGAGGAUGCUCGGCAACGACCGCGAUGGAGGCCGGGAGAUGAGGUACAUGGAGGAGUUGAAGGUUUUAGAGUUGAGUGACCACGAGACGUGCAUACAGGAGACUGGUUCACCUCCGAUUCCAACUGAUUGGGUCGACAUCGACAAGGGCGACCCCUCUCGACCGAACUAUCGGUCGCGGCUCGUGGCACAGGAGACGCGCAGACGGACGACCAUCGACGUGGACGAUUGGGCAGCGACGUUCGCUGCGACCCCUCCGUAUGAUGUUUUUCGUCUGCAGCUCAGCUUACUCAUGACGUAUCCGAGGCCUGAGAAUCCUAACGAUGAGGAGGUGUUGAUGUUGUUGGACAUUUCACGUGCACAUCUCCAUUCACCCUUGAACCGGGUGGUUUUCGUGAGGAUCGACGGCCGGGUCUACAGGCUGCUGAAGGCCAUGUAUGGCUUGAGGGAUGCAGGCGCGUCUUUCGACAGGAAGACCGAAUCCACCAUGAACGUCAUGGGCGUGACCUUGGGGAAGUUCAGCGUCUGCUUGGGCUACCGUAGGUCUGGCGACUCCGUUGUUCGGAGCGUGCGGUGGGGCGACGACUUCUCCUUGAGUGGUAAGAGGUUGCACUGCGCGGAGUUCCGGGACGAGCUCGGCAAGCACCUCCUAGUGAAGCAUACUGCCACGUUGGGUCCGAACCCAGAGCACGGCGACGUGGGCGAGGCCACCUAUUUGAACAGGAUCGCGCGGUGGUUCCCCCUCGGCUCGGAGGGCGGCGAGCGGAUCGAGCUGGAGGCCGACCCGCGGCACGCCGAGAUCUUGGUUCAGCAGCUGGGUCUGGACGAGGAGCGGGCGAAGGCUGUUACGACACCGGGCGUCAAGCCGACCGGCGACGACGACGACGAUGACGGACGAGAGCUUGAUCCCGAGGCCAGGUCUAAUUACAGAUCCUGGGCCAUGCGUGCGAGUUACCUGGCGCAGGACCGCUGCGAACUGCAGUUCGCGUGCAAGGAGCUCGCCCGGCGCAUGCAGGCGCCGCAUCAGAAGGACAUGCAGGCGCUCAAACGCCUUGGGCGUUUCCUGAAGGGAGCGCCUGGCUGCCUGGUGGUGCACCGGCGGCAGGCUGACCAGACGGUCGUGGACGUGCUCAGCGACAGCGAUUGGGCUGGGUGCCGGAAGACCCGGCGCUCGACUUCAUCGUCGUACACCAUUUUGGGACAGCACCUGAUCACGACCAGCAGCACGACGCAGAACGUCGUGGCCACGAGCUCUGGCGAGGCGGAGUUCUACGCCUUGACCAAGAGUGCGAGCCGCGCGAUUGGCACCGUUGCCAUGGCGGCUGAUCUGUUCAAGGUCCUGAAGCCGCGUGUGCGCGUAGACGCCAGCGCGAGCAAGG